This is a messenger RNA of Guyanagaster necrorhizus, 558 nucleotides long. RefSeq lists its product as uncharacterized. The transcript is spliced from 7 exons. The coding region runs from base 1 to 558 and encodes 185 amino acids. The record is from RefSeq and is a predicted model, not a curated record. NCBI's taxonomy places the organism in Eukaryota, Fungi, Basidiomycota, Agaricomycetes, Agaricales, Physalacriaceae.
AUGACGACCAAGCCCGAAACCGACGUCUCUAUAGUAGUUGCAAAUGAAGUGAGGGAGUGGCAUUUUCACAUCUACUUUCGCCAGAAGAAUCCCGGUGAGCAUCACGCUGCGCUGGAGCUGCGUGAUGCCGUCUUGAGACUCUGUCGUGAUGGGGCUUUCGUCGCCGUGCCAUUGUUCCGUGUCAAUACGGAACCCAUGGGACCCCAUCCAGUGGGCUCCUACGAAAUUUGGGUCCCCGGAGAGAGCUUCUCAUCCGUAUUCUCGUUCAUCGCGCUGAAUCACGGACAAUUAAGCGUUCUUGUGCACCCCUUGACUUUGGAUGAGGUUCGGAUUCUGGAUCACGAACAUCGUAAUGCAUGGAUUGGCCCGCCGUUCCCGUUGGAUCUGUCUGCGCUCCCUGAGAAAGCAAGUUCAGUACCCUUGCAAUACCCGAGCCUCAGGAUGGGAUAUUCUUCGAAUGUCCCUCCGCUAACAAUGGAACAACGAAAGAAAAUCGGGGCUAAUAUCACACAUCUUUUGAGCAAGGAGAAGUUGGCGGCGAGACCACCUGUCUGGUAG